AUGAAGUCUAACUCCGAAGUGCCUGUAGAUCCAAACAUCGCCGCGUCGAGUCCGACCUACCCUCCCUACUCACCCUAUGCGCCUCAUGACAUGUCCCAAUACCAAGGACACCCCCCUCCAGGUUAUCCACAGCAUCAUUGGCCACCGCAACACCCUGGUUACCCCCAUGGAAUGCCUGGUGGACCAUAUAGCUCGCCGGGCAGCGCAGCAUCUGGGACGCCAGCGAGUGCUGGACCGCGACCAGGUCAGAGUCCUCACCCGCUCUCUCAGGUCUAUUCAUUCGUCCCCAUCCCCGGCGCUCAGCAACACAAGCGCCCCCGUCGGCGGUACGAAGAAAUUGAAAGGAUGUACAAGUGUGGGUGGCAAGGUUGCGAAAAGGCAUAUGGUACUCUGAACCAUCUGAAUGCGCACGUCACAAUGCAGUCACAUGGCACAAAGAGGACACCAGAAGAAUUCAAAGAAAUCAGGAAGGAAUGGAAGCAACGAAAGAAGGAAGAGGAGAGUCAGCGUAAAGCUGAAGACGAGCGAGCGCGACAACAGAAUGGCGGCCCACCAGAAAACCAACCGAGUGAUCCGAACCAGCCUCAGGGCCCGAACUAUCCAUCUGGAGGUAAUCGACCUCAACUUCCCCCAAUCGGCUACGGUCCAUCCGGUGGACAGGUACCGCAGCAAUACCCCAGCGGGGUGGAUCAAAUGUACCAAGCUGGGAGCAACGGUCAGGUCUAUCCGGGAUACCCGCAUUCGCCGUAUGGACAGGGCCAGCAAAUCCCUCUCCAUCGCCAAAUCCUACACUGGCAUCCACCAAGAUCGCGAGGUGUAGCUACGGCCACCAACCAAACUCCAGAGUUCGAAGAUCUUGCAUUACCAUCACGACCUGAUGGUCAUCCUCCUCCGUUUGUGAAGCUUAAGAAGGAGGAUUCUAAAGGCCCUAUGAAAAUUGCAAAGGCGCCCAGUCGCUUGAUAUUGAAUAAAGAGCUGGAAUGGAUUCACGAUCCAUUAAAGCUAGCGGAUAGAGUCAUGUAUUUGAUCAAGACUAAGGGAGAUACAGGCCAUGAGAAGGCAUUAGCUUUGGUUGAACGAGCAAGUAAGGGCAUGCCCUGUACGGUCAGCUGGAACCACCUGAUUGAUUUUGAGAUGGGAGGUGGAAGAGUCAAACAAGCUGUGAAACUAUACAAUGACAUGAAAAAGCGAGCUCAGACACCUGAUGCCCGUACAUUCACCACACUCUUUCGAGGCUGCAGCCGCAACGUUCGUACCAGUCCUUCGGUUCUCGAAAAAGCACUAGCGAUCUAUCACUCAAUGUUCGCCGACAACUCGCCUGUCAAACCUACGUUGAUACAUACUAAUGCGGUUCUCGACGUGUGUGCACGAUCUGGUAAUAUCGAUGCUGUAUUUGGGGUCGCGGCAAGGCUACCUGUCACAGGAGCGGCCGCACCGGACAAACGCACCUUCACGAUCAUCUUGAAUGCGAUCAAGAUUUUCGCAACAGAGGACUCCAAAGGCGAGCACGGCUCGGCCGCUUUACGAGAACGACAAGAUCGAGCGGUAUUGCAGGGAAGAAGAAUAUGGGACGAGGUCAAAGAACGAUGGUCGAAAGGUGAUCUUGAAAUUGAUGACGAGCUAGUGUGUGCUAUGGGGAGACUGCUCAUGAUAGGGAAUACGGAACAUGACUAUGACGAUGUUCUUUCACUGAUUGAGCAGACUAUGAACAUACCAAGACAGCUUGCUCCGUUGAGGGAUCCUGACCGUACUCGACCCACCCCUGAACCCUGUGACGAAGACGGUGAUAGCAAUUCCUCUGCCUUGAGCCUCACAGAUCACACACUAGCCAAUGCACCCACAAACGCAGAUGAAGAUAUCGAAAGCACCGAUAUCUUCACCAAUCCUCUGGCGAAAUUUCUUCCGGAGCAAUGCCUUGUUCACCCGAGCCCCAACGCCCUUUCCCUAGCGGUUGAAUCCUGUACCAAUCUCCGCCAGGGUCGUGCAGCGCAAGAUUACUGGGGCCUCCUCACCUCAUCAGAUAAGUACAAUAUCAUUCCAGACCAAGAGAACUAUCACGUCUAUCUCCGACUCCUGCGCUACCAGCGGGCUUCCCGCCUUGCCCUUGGAAUUGUAGAAGAGAUGCACAAAGGCGCGCUCGAACCACCUCGGGACUCACAACACAAGAUAAGCCUCCAGCGCAAAACUUUCCGCAUCGCGCUCUCUACUUGCGCCCGCGACAUGCGUAAUCGGAACGCCCUCGGCUACGCUGAGAGAAUUGUAGUCAUCAUGACCGAAACACUCGAGGUGCCUGACCCAGCCUGCCUUGUCUCAUUUCUCGACACCGCCCUUGGUCAGCAGCCUCGUGACUGGCGCACACUCAUGCAAGUCGCCCGCCGAACAGCCGUCCACGUGCGUACGCUGAACAGUUUGAGUGCUUUGGGCUUCGCGUGGACGAAACCGAAGAAUUGGUUGGAUAUGCAGCGGAAGGAGAAUGAGGUUUUGGCGUUGGUGAAGCAGUUGGUAAGAGUGUUUGACGUCGUGCUGACUGAGGGUCGGGAGGGACUGGAGCAGAAGGACAAGGUCGUCUGUAGAGAUACCCGGGAUAGCCUGACUGCUUUUGUGACAAGGCGGAUGCAUAAGAGGAAGGGGAUACCAGGGAAAAUGGUCAGAAAUGCUGAGAAUGAGAAGAGGCAAAAAUUUGAGAAGUCGAAGGAUAGAGUCAGUAGAUUACUUGACGAGGGAAGAAGAGAAGGCAAUGAUAGUGAGUAUAGAGAUUUUAGAGGGAGGCAGAAGAGGCCAAAUUCGUUGGUGUAG
Molecule: messenger RNA, 2796 nt
Organism: Bacidia gigantensis
Lineage: Eukaryota; Fungi; Ascomycota; Lecanoromycetes; Lecanorales; Ramalinaceae
Exons: 5
Coding region: 1-2796 (931 amino acids)
Biological process (GO): regulation of DNA-templated transcription
Molecular function (GO): protein binding
Source: RefSeq, a predicted model, not a curated record